AGCACAGGGAUGUGCAUGUGUACGUAUACAUAGCAAGGCGAGGUGCAAAUAUCCUCCCGGCCAGAUCAUCUCUUGCACAACUCUCCAAUCCUGUGCAGCCUGGCGGACCUUUUCUUUUUCCCUCUGCUGGUCGUCUCCAAACAUGCCUCUAGAGCAGAGCUUCUGAAGAGCUGCUUCCCCCUCUGCAUCUCCCUGAAAGCAGCUCUCUCCAAGAAGAGGCAGUGACCAGCAGCAUGGUGGGAAUGAUGGCAAUGAAGACAUGGAUUGAGCCGGUGGUUGCAAGCUCGCAAGUGGCCAGUGCCUUCUACGACACAGCUCUGCUGCUGGUGGUGAAAAACUACUACAACCAGACCAAUGGCACUGCUCCUUCCCAUGCACUAGAAGAUGCUCAGCAGAAGGCUGUCUCCAAUUUUUACAUCAUCUACAACCUUGUUCUGGGCCUGAGCCCGCUAGUGUCAGCCUACGGCUUGUCCAAGCUGGGGGACAGGAUACAUCGGAAGAUCCCCAUCUGCUUCCCUCUUCUUGGUUACUUGGGCUCCAAAACUCUCCUGCUCCUCCUGAUCCUGCUGGGCUGGCCAAUCGAGGUGAUGUAUGGGGCUGCUGCCCUCAACGGGCUGACAGGAGGCUUCACCACGCUUUGGGCAGGCAUCAUGGCUCUGGGAUCCCUGGGCUCCUCCGAGAGCAGGAGGUCUCUGCGGCUCAUCAUUAUUGAACUGGUGUAUGGCCUCGCUGGGUUUGUGGGAAGCAUGGCAUCUGGCUACCUCUUUGUUGGCUUCAGUGACCGCUAUCGAGAAGGCACUGUGCUGGUGUGCUGCAGCGUUGCUUGCUACACUUUCUGCCUCCUCUACAGUAUUUUUGUCCUGACAGUCCCCAAGCCAGGAGCCUCCUGCCCAGCCAAAGCCAAGAGUGCAGAAGAGGUGGGUAGCCAGCUACCAGCCCAUACAGGAGCAGCAGCAGCAACAGGGAGUUCCCAACCUUCAGGGGACAGCAGCUCCUCUCUAAUAUCCCCCUCGAAACUCAUCAUCAUCCUGCUUUUUGUGGCAGCAAUCCUCUAUGACCUUGCUGUAGUUGGUGCAAUGAACAUACUCCCACUGUUCUUGCUCAGGGAGCCUUUAAGCUGGAAUGCUGUGGAGAUCGGCCAUGGCAAUGCUGCUGGGUACGUGAUCUUCAUCACCAGCUUCCUAGGGGUACUUGUAUUCUCCAGAUGCCUCAGGGACAUUACCAUGAUCAUGAUUGGAGUAGUAUCGUUCAGUGCUGGCAUCCUCAUCAUGGCCUUUGUGCAGUGGACGUUCCUGUUCUACAUUGCACGGGCAGUGAUGCUCUUUGCCCUCAUCCCCUUACCAACCAUCAGGUCCAUGUUGUCCAAGCAUGUCGAAGGAUCAUCCUAUGGUAAGGUGUUUGUCCUGCUGCAGCUGUCUUUAGUCAUCACGGGAGUAGUGACAUCUACAGUCUAUAACAAGAUCUAUCAAAACACACUGAACUGGUACAGCAGCUUCUGCUUCAUUUUGUCUUUUCUAGUUGGCUGCCUGAGUCUCCUCCCUUUAAGCUUUGUGGCCAUCAAACAACGUUCAACCACUGGCUCCCUUCAGAUUCUGACUGAGUGACAGAGGCAUCUUUUGGUCAUCAACUCUCUGAGCUACCAAAAUGGAAGGUUUGCCAAGCAUUAGUCCCCACACUUACCAACAUUACCGAAAGCUUAUCAUUUGUAUUUCCACUUCACAGCAUGCCCUGGUGUCUCAGUCACUAAGCUCACCCAGAAAAAGAAGUUUUCCUUGUUACUUCUGCAGUACCUCAUCUUGGAGAGUAUGUGCAUUGGCUAUUGCACACUAGCAGUCCUCAGAGCAUUCUGCUUUCUGCUGGGCUAGUCAGCAAUGGCACAGAGGGACAACAAUAAAGGUUAGAAAUGAAAACUGUUUCUAGACACACCAUUCAGUAUGGAAGGGGAAAAGAGAGGAUCAGUUUUCCAUUAGUUCCUUCCUGUCUGUUCAUUCAGAAACCUCAGGGCAGUUCUGUGACUUUGGCUGAUGAAACGGGGCUGCGAGCCACAUGCAAUGUGCACACAGCCCUCAGCAGGACACACCAGCUCUCCCAAGUGCUACGGAAGAUGUAAUCAGCACAGCCAAAUAACGUCACAUAAAAGACCAUUAAAUACAGAAAUACCAUCGUAAAAAGAUGUAAGAUUAAGACACUUUCAGUAAUUCCUACAAUAA
Messenger RNA from Chiroxiphia lanceolata (lance-tailed manakin), 2210 nucleotides. It is a transcript of the gene SLC46A2, whose product is annotated as solute carrier family 46 member 2. The transcript has 4 exons. Gene Ontology annotation, molecular function: transmembrane transporter activity. Lineage: Eukaryota; Metazoa; Chordata; Aves; Passeriformes; Pipridae. Gene Ontology annotation, cellular component: membrane. Gene Ontology annotation, biological process: transmembrane transport. The record is from RefSeq and is a predicted model, not a curated record. The coding region runs from base 234 to 1604 and encodes 456 amino acids.